AUGGAUCCUUUCAAUGGCGCUACGACUUCUUUGCCUGUCCCGGAGAGCUUUCAAGCGCCUCAGCGGACAGGGACGACGGCUUUAUGGACCCAUCUUCUCAGGAAAGACGCGCAGGCGUCCAAUAACAUUGGAAUUAUACCACCAAUUGCCCCUAUUGAUAAAAACGCGACGACGAUCCGUGUGCUGCUGCAUGAUACGCAGGCCAACUUCGAAGCGUUCUCUGCGAGAGUCGACAAAUUAAUCAACGUCGUAGAAGAAACGAAACGAGAGAUCAAGGCGACAAGCACAUUAUUCGAACGCGAGCAUGAUACCCUCAUCGGAGAUGUCAUUGAUCUAGUGAAUCGAAGUCAGAAGGAAAUUCAAAAGUCAAUUGGGUCCCCAACACAAGCCCCGGCCAUAGACGCCUUUUUCAAGGACGUCGACCAACGACUAGAGGGGUUGAAUCAGCGCCUCGAUGCCGCUCAUGCUUUUAACCAAACUCACUCACAGGCUCUUCAAACACAGAUGCAAGCCAUACUAACUCUCCAGGAACAGCAAGGGACGAUCCUAGCUUCUGUAUUACCCUUACUACCCCUCGUUCAAUCUAUUCCGCUUCAUUUGGAGUCUCUCAAAUCUGACCUUCGUGCUGCUGUUCAAGCUGAAGCCGUUUCUAUAACACCUAAAGCUUCGAUUGGAUUCAACCAAGACCAAACACUCCCGUUGGCCAAAAAAAGAACUCACUCUGAUGUUGAUGUAGACGCCAAUUUUUCUUCGCCCAUGUCUUCCCUGUUGACGGCCAAGCGGGCGCGUCUCGAGAAUGCGGCGGAAGCUCCAGAAACUAUAUCAGCCGGAAGGGAUUCGGAAACCGAGGCACUCCGCCCAGCAAUGUCGUCUCCAGAUAAAGAACCGCCCAAAUCUUUGAUCGUCACUUCUCUCCUAAAACAGCUCCAAAGGACUUCAACGUCUCCUACCGGACUUGUCAACACCUUGUCUGCCUCUCUUGGUAACGCAACACCUCGUCGGCCCCUCGCAGAUAUCUCCCUGGCACAACUCGAGCGUCCUCCCUCUAUCGCAGGCCGCCUAUCAAGUCGUUCGAACACUUUGUUAUCUAGGGCUUCAUCACCUCUCGUGCUUGGAAUAACACCGUCUGCUACGCGCCCACCACGCAUGCUACGAGUCCACACGUCGACCUCAGGAUCAGCUCGCGAUAGAAAUGCACCCACAGGCUCAUACAAAACAAACUCGGCAACUGCAGCGAUCCCGGCUCUACUCACAGAAAAACCCAAAUCCUCUGCAAGCAAUGGGAAUCUGCUACUGACCUCCGCGCUGAAAACGCCUGUUCGCGCUCCUUCUGCUGCUCCUAUACACCCUCAAAAGUCAACUCCGCUGAAGAGUACACCACGUCAUCCAGUUCCCGAACCGCCCUCAAGUUCAAAUUUCACCGAACCUCCUCAGUCGGAGAUUCCAACGACAACCAAAGCCUCAGCCAUGUGUCCUCCCCGCCCUCGACCAAUUCGCAAAAAUACUCAAGCUCCAAAGCCUGACAUAGUUCCAAAUACUCCCAUGCUUCCAGCUCAAGAAAAAACUCCUUUCACUGAUGGGGCGAUCAAGAGCUCGCCAAUUAUUAACCUUGCGGAGGGACAAAGAGAACGACGGUCGCCUUUCAGAGCAGGGAGGCGGUUUAUUCCUCUUGUGGACACGGACGAGGAAGAUGAGGAUGAGUGA
Messenger RNA from Laccaria bicolor S238N-H82, 1704 nucleotides. RefSeq lists its product as uncharacterized. Lineage: Eukaryota; Fungi; Basidiomycota; Agaricomycetes; Agaricales; Hydnangiaceae. The transcript is spliced from 4 exons. The record is from RefSeq and is a predicted model, not a curated record. Bases 1 to 1704 code for a protein of 567 amino acids.